Molecule: messenger RNA, 686 nt
Organism: Schistosoma bovis
Lineage: Eukaryota; Metazoa; Platyhelminthes; Trematoda; Strigeidida; Schistosomatidae
Source: the annotation of a GenBank genome assembly
AAGCGCGAUGCCAUUGUAUAUAUUCACCAUUCAAACAUAACUCAUUGAGAGAAUGUGGCAGCAGUCUGGACGACAAGCACAUCUAUCAUGGUUACCCGCCUACGCUAAACAAACCCCUCCACCGCAUGCUGUUGAAGCUGAUGUUAAUAUCUACGUUAUUCGUGGUCGAGUUAAUGAUGAUGUGAUACCUGGAAAAUGGCCCAUAUAUCUUGGUAAAGGUUAUGUACCAUAUGGUGGAAAAGAAGUUGAAUUGGACAGUUUCGAAGUGUUGUGCAACACAAGUUUAAAGCCAACAGAACGCUUUUAUGAAUGGGUUUCAUAUACUGGAGGCAAUGUACCAAACAAUGCGUUACAUGCUGGUGAAACCCAAUCAUCCGAACCUUUAUACAUAGCUCGUAGAUUAGUGAAUAAUGAGAUGUGUGUUGGUAAAGUCCAUCCAUCACAUGGUUGCGCAUAUUUUCCAUGGGGUGGUGAGGAACAUUCGGAGAAGAGUUAUGAAGUACUGAGUUAUAUAGAUUGAUGAUAUGAACAGAUAAAAAAUUAUUAUAUUUCUAUAAUUUGACAAACGUCAGAACGCGUAUGGAAAGACAGAAAUGGAUUAUAACAGUUACCUCAAAUUAUGAACUCAUUGAUGUCAUAUUUGAUGUAUCAUACAAUCACAAUCCAAAUAUACUAUUUGUGUUUUA